Messenger RNA from Oldenlandia corymbosa var. corymbosa, 1102 nucleotides. The record is from the annotation of a GenBank genome assembly. NCBI's taxonomy places the organism in Eukaryota, Viridiplantae, Streptophyta, Magnoliopsida, Gentianales, Rubiaceae.
CAACAAACAAAGCUAUUGUUGCUCAGAAAGAUACCAAUCUCCAAACCCCAAUAUGCAAACCCCAACAAUGAUGAUGAUGAUGAAUAAUAUGUGUUGAUUUGCAAUGUGAUUCAUCAUCAUUGUAUUAUAUAAACCCUGAUCCCUAUAAGUGUUUGGUGAUUCAGUCAGUACUCAUUCGAUUCAUCAUAGCAAAACAGCUAUAUCAAAAAUGGAAAGCCCCAACAGCAAAUAUGCUCAAAAGUAUGUUAAAAGUAGAUCACCAUCUCCAGUUUCUCCUGCCUCUUCCAAAGGAGUUGGCAGACAAAUUUCACCAUUGAAGACCUUGAUGAGGAGCAAUUCAGCGCCAAGAGAUGAUACCCAGAGGGAGCGUCAAUCAGUGGAUAAGACUAAGGCUACUCAGAAGAAUGUUACAAAAGAAAACACUAAGCCAGUAGAUUUCAAACUCCACACUCAAGAAAGAGCAGUUAGACGUGCCUUAUUCGACUACACAGUGGCUACCAAGAUAUACAUAAUGGAGCGACAAAAGAGACAAGUAGAAAAGUUGCUGAAGACGAUAGAGGAUGAAGAGGUAAAGUUGCUGAGAAAAGAACUGAUACCAAGAGCUCAAUUGAUGCCUUAUUUCGAUAAGCCAUUCUUGCCACAAAGAUCAACAAGGCCAUUAACAGUUCCCAAGGAGCCAAGUUUCAAGCUGGUGAAAUAGCAAGAUCUUCACAGCCUGAAACUAAAUCACCCCUGAAAAAUAAACACUCAUUUUUUUAGGAGAUUGAUGUGAUGAUGAUGUUGAUGGACGUCCAAAUUGAAGAACAUAAAAGAGAAUGGAAAUCGUGUUGGGCUUUGUAUAUUACAGAUUCUUUUUGCAGUGUCUUUUUUUGGUGGCAGAUUGAAUUUUGACGGUGUUUCUUUAGUUUGCCUCUAGUGGGUUUUUUUGCGCUGCUUGUGGUCAUUGUAAUUGUAACUCCCUUAAUUUCUUACCAAUAAAAAAGAGUUAGAAAUAGUAUCGCCAAAUUUUCUUUGGUUCGAGUUCCCUUCUUUAGUUACAAAUGAAAGGACAUUUGGUUCGACUUCUUUCGUAUUCUGAUGAUAUUGGUCUUCUUUUUUUUAC